GAGGGCACCAAUGAAAACGUCACGCGUGUGGUGUCGUGUCAUAUUUUCCGGCUUUGCGGGCGUAGUUUUUCCCUAAAAACGUGUGAAAAUCCUGCAAAAUGCGUGUUCUGUUGUGCUCAUUCCUCUUCCUAGGCACUCUUCUCGUCACCCACGCGGCCAUCGACGUGGAAAUUGAGAACAAGCACGUGGACAGGACAAUUGAUGUGAUCUCUCAGUUGGUGAAGAUCUCAUACAAGAUAACUCUGGAGGCGAAAUCCAAGAAGAACAUCAAUCUCUACACCUUUGUGGUGCCUGAACGCGAUGCUGAGCACCUGGCCUACAUCUCUGCCAAGGAUGCAACAAAGAAGGAACUGAAGCUGAGCGACACGAAGACAAAGUAUGGAGUGUCCUUCCGGAUCGCACUGGCGACUCCCUCGGCCAAUCCGGUGAUCUACAUCGAGACGGUGUUCUCGAAGCUGCUGCAGCCUUAUCCCACUCAGAUCGCACAGUCGGACAAGCAGCUUGUGCGCUACUUCGGCAACCUGUACUUCUACAGUCCAUACAAGACGCUCUCUCAGAAGACGGCCGUGCAUCUGGCCAGCCGCAAUAUCGAGUCCUACACGCAAGCGAAGCCCGUCUCGCUGGCCGAUACCAUCCUCACGUAUGGGCCGUACGACAACAUUGCGCCCUUCGCGGAGGACGAGUUGGCAGUGCACUACGAGAACCACUCGCCCUUCCUCACUGUCACACGCCUCGAGAGGACGAUCGAAGUGUCGCACUGGGGAAACAUCGCCGUGGAGGAGACCAUCGACAUGAUGCACUCCGGGGCCGUGCUGAAGGGCUCCUUUUCGCGCUACGACUUCCAGAAAGACACCCGAAGCGGACAGUCGAGCGUGAAGUCCUACAAGACCAUCCUUCCCGCCUCCGCGAGUGGCGUUUACUACAGAGACACGAACGGCAACAUCUCCACCUCGGCUAUGCGCGUGCUGAAGGACUCUGUUGAGCUGGAUCUGCGGCCGCGCUUCCCGCUGUUCGGCGGCUGGAAGACUCACUACACGCUCGGCUACAAUGUGCCCUCUUUCGAGUACCUCUUCUCCUCAGGCGAGAACUACCUGCUGAAGAUGCGCGCCCUGGAUCACAUCUUCGACGACAUGACCGUGGACGAGCUCGUGGUGCGCAUCAUCCUGCCCGAGGGCAGCGGCAACAUCAAGCUCAUCACACCCUACUCCGUCACGCGCUUGGCCGACAGCCUACACUACACCUACCUCGACACCUUCGGGCGGCCCGUGGUGGCAUUCACGAAGCGCAACCUCGUGGAGAAUCACAUCAGCGACCUCAAUCUCAAGUACACCUUCUCGCGCGUGAUGAUGCUGCAGGAGCCGCUGCUGGUGGUGGGCUUCUUCAUGAUCCUCUUCGUGCUGGUCAUCAUCUGGAUGCGCCUCGACUUCUCCAUUUCACGCGAAAAAGACGUGCACCACCACAAGGAUUAGAACAAGUUUGUCCAGUGAUUUCUGUGAAACAUUCUCAUCUGGAGGCAUUUUUGAGUCCAAUAAAGAGUGUGAAGAAAA
Messenger RNA from Phlebotomus argentipes, 1547 nucleotides. RefSeq names its product dolichyl-diphosphooligosaccharide--protein glycosyltransferase subunit 1. Lineage: Eukaryota; Metazoa; Arthropoda; Insecta; Diptera; Psychodidae. Gene Ontology annotation, cellular component: oligosaccharyltransferase complex; membrane. The record is from RefSeq and is a predicted model, not a curated record. The coding region runs from base 99 to 1469 and encodes 456 amino acids. The transcript has 2 exons.